AUCAUCCCUCGUUCCUCCACCCACAACCCGAUGCAGUCCUAGAAGCAUCGAUAUCACAACCUCCUUACCCAAUUCCACCAUGGCUUCUGAGCAGCUCGUCUACCAAAACUUCACCCAGGCUAUGACCACUCCCGCCAUGAUCUCGGUCAACCAACUCACCCCUCCUCCCUCCUUCGACCCCACAGCCACAACUAUCAAGAUGGAGGACCUCACAAUACCGCUCAACCUGUCUACCCCGCCUCCACCCUCACUUCCCCCGACAUCACAUCCCACCCCGUCAUCGACAGAGGCUAAGCCAGUCAAGAAGCGGAAAUCGUGGGGUCAGGUCCUCCCAGAGCCCAAGACCAACCUCCCCCCGAGGAAGAGGGCCAAGACCGAAGACGAGAAGGAACAGAGACGGAUCGAGCGUGUGAAGCGUAACCGCCUUGCCGCCCACAACUCGAGGGAAAGGAAGCGGCAGGAGGUAGAGCAACUCCAGGCCGAAAAGGAUAAGCUAGAAGUGGAGCUCAAACAGGCGAAAGCCACAAUGGCCCUGAUGGCCGCACAAAUCCAGGCCUUCCAAGCCAGACACCCCGACGAAGCCUUGGAAUACGUCUUCGACGCGUCAUCCUCCUACACAUCAUCGUCAUCACCCGAGUUCAUCCGGGGAUCGUCGGAAACUGUGUGUCCCCGCCAGACCUCGUUGCCCUCGCCGCCAUCUACCGACUCAGCGACCUCACCCCGCGACGAUUCCUGCCAGCCUGAGACGCCGGCGUACACGGAGAGCGUGGCCACCGACCUCGACCAGACACGAUAUCCUGCAGUGUCAGUCGAGCUCGGCGACCGCCUCCCCAGCCCCGUCUCUCCAAACGACCCUGGCUUCCCCUUUUCCCUCCAGCUCAACUACAACAACAUUGGCGUCGAGGAAAAGCCAAUCGACGACCUCUUCAACUUCGACCAGUUCCCCGACCAGUCUGACGACUCGACCACCACUAGCACCUCUCACAGCAGCCUGGACGCGUCCGACUUCUUCACCACGUCCUUCUUCGACGCGGGCGCCACGAACCCCUACGGCCUCUCGGAUUCCUAUGACGCAAAGACCUUCGACUUGCAGACAACCUCUGGCGCAGCUAACGCUAGCGACGGGGUUCUCGCAGCGGGGAUCUAGCUUCAAGUGGAUCGCGGGGUUGAAAGGGUUCAAGGCGUGCGCGGCGAAGGAGGCUGCUCGGUCGCGGAGUCGGAUGGAAAGGUCCAGUGGGUUUGGGAGCAGCAAAGGUUUCUUGUCGUUGAGUAGGGAAUGGGAAUGGAAAAUGGGAGGGGAAUUGGGUGUCAUUCUCGGCGGAGUUCACUUGGCGUUUGUCACGGUCUGUAGAUUAGGUGAUGAGUACUACGAUGAAAUGAAAGCAUUUGGUGGCUC
Molecule: messenger RNA, 1396 nt
Organism: Westerdykella ornata
Lineage: Eukaryota; Fungi; Ascomycota; Dothideomycetes; Pleosporales; Sporormiaceae
Exons: 2
Coding region: 80-1147 (355 amino acids)
Biological process (GO): positive regulation of transcription by RNA polymerase II
Molecular function (GO): DNA-binding transcription factor activity, RNA polymerase II-specific
Source: RefSeq, a predicted model, not a curated record